ACGAGAGGCGGGGCCCAUCGGCAGAACCCCUCUGACGGCGACGAUGGAGGAAGCCAAGCGGCUGCACGCGCGCCUGCUCCGCCGUGGGGAGCGCCGCCUGCAGCCGCUACUCCUGCGCGUGCUGGCGGCGGGGGAACUGCGCUACGCCGCGCGCCUUCUCGGCUCCUGCCCCGCGUCUCCGCCCUCCGCGCCGCUCCACAACCGCCUGCUCCACGCGCUGGCCGCCGCGCGCCACCCGCUGCUGCUCCCUUGCUUCGCGCGCGCGCACCGCCUCCGCGUCCUCACCCCGCUCUCCUUCACGCUUCUCCUCUCCUCCGCCACCGCCACGGCCGCCGCGUGCGCGCACGCUUUGCUGGCCAAGUCCGGCCACGCCGCGGCGGCGCCCGGCGACCCGUUCCUCGCGUCCGCGCUCGUCUCCUCCUACGCCAGGGCGGGGCUGCUGGCGGAGUCCCGCAGGGCGUUCGACGAGCUGCCUGCCGGGGCCGGGGCCGGGGCCGCGGCCGCGCGCAACGCGAUGCUGUCGGCGUACGCGCGAGGCGGGCGCGUGGGCGACGCGGAGCGGCUGUUCGCGGGAAUGCCCGACCGGAGCGUGGUGUCGUGGACCGCGAUGGUGUCGGGCUACGCGCAGAACGGGAGGCACGAGGAGGCGGUGCGCACGUUCCUGGACAUGUGGGACGGGGCCGGGGUGCGGCCCAACGAGCUCACCGUCAGCAGCGUCCUGCCCGCGUGCGCUGCGCUCGGGGCCCUCGCGCUGGGGAGGAAGGUGGAGCGCUACGCCAGGGGGAGAGGGAUGCUCAGGAACGUCUAUGUCGCCAACGCCUUGGUCGAGAUGUACGCCAAGUGCGGCAGCAUCCGCCGGGCUUGGAAGGUGUUUCGGGGCAUGGGGACGCGGAGGGAUCUUUGUUCUUGGAACUCCAUGAUCAUGGCGUUUGCCGUGCAUGGCCUCUGGACGGAGGCGCUGGCCUUGUUUCAUAAACUGAGGAUGACAGGGGCAAAACCAGAUGGCAUUACAUUUGUUGGAGUCAUUUUGGCCUGUACUCAUGGAGGCUUGGUGGAUGAAGGCAAGCUGCUCUUCAACUCGAUGAGAGGGGAGUUCGGUCUUAAGCCAAGAAUCGAGCACUAUGGUUGCAUGGUUGACCUGCUGGGGCGUGCUGGCCUGUUAAAAGAAGCUGACAGUCUGAUCGCGAGCAUGCCAAUGGAGCCUGACGCCGUAAUUUGGGGAGCCCUGCUUGGAGCCUGCAGCUUCCAUGGCAACUUUGAACUAGCGGAAAUAGCAGUGGAAAAACUAAUGCACCUGGAGCCACACAAUACAGCUAACCUAGUGAUUCUUUCGAAUAUAUACGCGUCAUGUGGCAAAUGGGACGGUGUUGCCCGGGUGUGGAAGCUGCUAAAGGAAAAAGAUCACAAGAAAUCUGCUGGGUACAGCUUUAUUGAGUUAGAUGGUAGGAUGCACAAGUUCCUGGUUGAAGAUAAGUCGCAUCCAAGAUCUGAGAAGGUAUAUGACGCCCUGGAUAGCAUCACGCUGGCCAUGAAGCUUGUCAGCUUGGAAAAUCCUGAAGUGGAAAGCUGAUUUUAACGUCACCAUCUUCUAUCCCUUUUAUUUAUGGGAGAAGAAACUGAGAAAACCAUUUGAGAUUGGUCAUGGACUUCUUGCUCAGAUCCUCCAUAUCAAGUGAAUGCACCACCUGAAUAUCAAUGGAUUUUUCCUCUACUACGAAAUGGUCAUUUCUCUUGUUCUUACAAUGAAUAAUUCAGAGGUGCAAGUGCACCAGACAGAUAGAAGCAUAUCAUUGCAUGACAUACCCAAAGCAGAUCAUCAUGGAAGACACUAGAGGAACUUUCAGACUGUGGGGUUAUGCAUGAGAUUGGUUGGAACUAUGACGCAGGAAUGACCGGGGUUGUAUACCAUAUUCUCAUGGUUGCCUUCACUUGGCAGCCGUGGUUUGGAGCGCACCCUCAUAUUGGGUGCAGCCUUGGAAGCAAGGCAAACAUGCCCCCCGUCCGCCUUUGCAGUAUAUGUUUUGGCAUGCUUCAUUGGAUUUACCGUGUUCCUUAGUUUUCUUUUAUAUAUAUAGCUGCGGCUCAUAUGUUGAACAAGUUUACAGCUUUUAUCUGAGCACUUCAUUUGUGCACUAUGGAUCAGUCUGGAUUCUAUCAAACUUGGAAAUGACUGCUGCUUCUUAAGGUGUGAACGCACCGGCACAAACAAGCAGAAAGAUCUGCUCAGACUGGACACUUCCAGAAGGACACUGGUCAACGUUCAGAAAUUGCCAUGUGAUUGUGGAAGAAAAGAACAAUUUCACCGGGUCAGUUUCACUUUAGGAGCAUAACCAUAACGUUAGAUGCUUGACGAUGACUUGUAAAUGCUGACGAAAUGAACAUGACGCAGCAUCUUCCUUCUACUUUUGUCGCUGUUUCUCUUGUUGAAAUAACCGGGGUAAUGGUCUUGUUUCUU
This is a messenger RNA of Zea mays, 2455 nucleotides long. RefSeq names its product pentatricopeptide repeat-containing protein At5g08510. Gene Ontology annotation, molecular function: RNA binding; protein binding. The record is from RefSeq and is a predicted model, not a curated record. The transcript is spliced from 3 exons. NCBI's taxonomy places the organism in Eukaryota, Viridiplantae, Streptophyta, Magnoliopsida, Poales, Poaceae. Gene Ontology annotation, biological process: RNA modification. The coding region runs from base 44 to 1570 and encodes 508 amino acids.